This is a messenger RNA of Meriones unguiculatus (Mongolian gerbil), 2827 nucleotides long. RefSeq names its product acyl-CoA synthetase long chain family member 5 (gene Acsl5). The coding region runs from base 506 to 2557 and encodes 683 amino acids. The transcript has 22 exons. NCBI's taxonomy places the organism in Eukaryota, Metazoa, Chordata, Mammalia, Rodentia, Muridae. Gene Ontology annotation, biological process: long-chain fatty acid metabolic process. The record is from RefSeq and is a predicted model, not a curated record. Gene Ontology annotation, molecular function: arachidonate-CoA ligase activity. Gene Ontology annotation, cellular component: mitochondrion; membrane; endoplasmic reticulum.
CCGUUUCUCUGGCAGUGAACCCAGGGGCACCUCAACUCGUUCUCAUUUGGAUUUUCCGCGACCAGCGGGAGCAGGUGGACAGUGUUGGUGCAAGGUGGCUUUUGUUUCAGCCCUUAGGGAUUGGGGGUUAAAGGCUUUGAAAACCGGCCAGGGUAGCUUCGGCUGUCUGUUUCCUCCUAGUCAAAAGCGCUUCCACUUUCAAUUGUGAAAGAGGAAAAAAAAAAAAAACCAGGAAGUGAAGUCCCCAGCACCAGCAUGUCAGAAAGCCGGGCCAUGGCCUGGCUGGGACAGCUGAGGGCAGGGCAGAAGUGGGGACACUAGCCAGGCUGCCUGCCUGCCUGCAUGGACGCUCUGAAACCACGCUGCCCCUGGAGAAAGCCGGGGUGAGGAAGGAAGGAGUGGGGCUCCUCUGCCAGCCAGAAGCCGGAGCCAGGAAGCCCCGCUCGGAAGCUCCAAGGCAUUCGGCCCCUCUCAGGGUCUGAAUUUCCUGUUGGGAUUCACAAAGAUGCUUUUUAUUUUUAACUUCUUGUUUUCCCCACUUCCAACCCCGGCCCUGAUCUGCCUCCUGACAUUUGGAACGGCCAUCUUCCUGUGGCUGAUCAACAGACCUCAGCCAGUCUUACCUCUCAUUGACUUGGACAACCAGUCUGUGGGGAUUGAGGGAGGAGCUCGGAGGGGUGCUUUCCAGAAGAACAACGACCUAAUCCUUUAUUACUUCCCAGAGGCCAAGACAGUGUAUGAAGUUUUUCAAAGGGGACUCGCUGUGUCUGACAAUGGACCAUGCUUGGGAUACAGAAAACCAAACCAGCCCUACAGAUGGAUAUCCUACAAACAGGUGUCUGAUCGAGCAGAGUACCUGGGCUCCUGUCUUUUGCAUAAAGGAUAUAAGUCAUCACAGGAUCAAUUCAUUGGAAUCUUUGCUCAAAAUAGGCCAGAGUGGGUCAUCUCUGAGCUAGCCUGUUACACAUAUUCAAUGGUAGCUGUCCCCCUGUAUGAUACAUUGGGAGCAGAAGCCAUCAUAUAUGUUAUCAACAAAGCUGAUAUCGCAGUGAUCAUCUGUGAUACACCCCAAAAGGCAACAAUGCUAAUAGAAAAUGUGGAAAAGGGCCUUACCCCAGGCCUGAAGACAGUUAUCCUCAUGGACCCCUUCGAUGCUGAACUGACAAAAAGAGGAGAGAAGUGUGGUAUUGAGAUGUUAUCCCUGUGUGAUGCUGAGAAUAUAGGCAAAGAGAACUUCAAAAAACCAGUGCCUCCAAAUCCAGAAGACCUAAGCGUCAUCUGUUUCACCAGUGGAACUACAGGUGACCCCAAAGGAGCUAUGCUAACCCAUCAAAAUGUUGUUUCAAACAUGUCUGCUUUUCUCAAAUUGCUGGAGCCUAUCUUCCAUCCCACUCCUGAGGAUGUGAGCAUAUCCUACCUUCCCUUGGCCCAUAUGUUUGAGAGGGUUGUUCAGGCUGUCAUAUUUUCCUGUGGAGGCAAAGUUGGGUUCUUCCAAGGAGAUAUCCGGUUGCUGCCUGAUGACAUGAAGGUUCUGAAACCCACAGUAUUUCCCACAGUGCCUCGACUCCUUAACAGGGUCUAUGAUAAGGUACAAAAUGAAGCCAAGACACCCUUGAAGAAGUUCUUGUUGAACCUGGCUAUCAUCAGCAAAUUCAAUGAAGUGAAAAAUGGCAUCAUUCGGCGGGACAGUCUGUGGGACAACCUCGUCUUUUCAAAGAUCCAAGGCAGCCUGGGUGGGAAGGUUCGCCUCAUGAUCACUGGAGCCGCCCCCAUCUCCACUCCAGUCCUGACAUUCUUCCGGGCUGCAAUGGGAUGUUGGGUGUUUGAAGCUUAUGGCCAAACAGAAUGCACAGCUGGAUGUUCAAUUACUUCACCUGGGGACUGGACAGCAGGCCAUGUUGGGACUCCAGUGGCUUGCAAUUUUGUCAAGCUAGAAGAUGUGGCUGACAUGAACUACUUUUCAGUAAACAACGAAGGCGAGAUCUGCAUCAAAGGCAACAAUGUAUUCAAAGGCUACCUAAAAGACCCAGAGAAGACUCAGGAAGCAUUGGACAAGGAUGGCUGGCUUCACACUGGGGACAUCGGCCGCUGGCUUCCAAAUGGAACUCUGAAAAUCAUUGACCGCAAGAAGAAUAUUUUCAAGUUGGCACAAGGAGAAUACAUUGCUCCAGAGAAGAUAGAAAAUGUUUAUACCAGAAGCAGACCAGUAUUGCAAGUUUUUGUCCAUGGGGAGAGCUUACGGUCGUUCCUGAUAGGAGUGGUGGUUCCUGACCCAGAUUCGCUUCCCUCAUUUGCAGCCAAGAUUGGGGUAAAGGGAUCCUUUGAAGAACUGUGCCAAAACCAACGUGUAAAGGAAGCCAUUUUGGAAGACUUGCAGAAAAUUGGGAAGGAAGGUGGCCUGAAAUCCUUUGAGCAGGUCAAAAGCAUCUUUGUUCAUCCAGAGCCAUUCUCCAUUGAAAAUGGGCUUUUGACACCGACACUGAAAGCAAAACGAGUGGAGCUCGCUAAAUUCUUCCAGAUCCAAAUCAAGAACCUUUAUGAGAGUGUCCAUGAGUAGGUUUGCUGAACUAGCUGUGGGGAAGAAAUGGAAACUUCUGUCCAGUGAACUUUUUUCAGUCAAUGAAGCAAGCACUGAACUACUCUCCCACACCGGGAACAAAGCUCUGUGGGCAAGCAUGAUGCCUGCACUGCAGGCCUGUCUUCUGGGAGGGAAGUUCUGGAUCUUUCUCCCUGGACUCCAGUCCCUGCAGUAUCUUACUGCCAGAUAGCAUGUGGUGCCUCUACUUGUAAAUGUCAAAUCUUUGAAAUAAACUAUUACAGAUAUUUA